Messenger RNA from Engraulis encrasicolus (European anchovy), 2421 nucleotides. It is a transcript of the gene kin, whose product is annotated as Kin17 DNA and RNA binding protein. Gene Ontology annotation, molecular function: double-stranded DNA binding. Gene Ontology annotation, biological process: DNA damage response; DNA replication. The record is from RefSeq and is a predicted model, not a curated record. The coding region runs from base 110 to 1306 and encodes 398 amino acids. The transcript has 12 exons. NCBI's taxonomy places the organism in Eukaryota, Metazoa, Chordata, Actinopteri, Clupeiformes, Engraulidae. Gene Ontology annotation, cellular component: nucleus.
AAUCUACCAACACAACAGAGUUGUGCGGAAGGAAACGUGCUUAUAAUUGUAUUUCACAGAAACAACGUCUUCUCAAACUCAAGAUAUUGCGAAACGUGAAUAGUAAGAAAUGGGGAAGGCUGAUUUCCUUAGUCCCAAAGCUAUCGCCAACAGGAUAAAAUCCAAAGGUCUUCAAAAGUUGCGAUGGUAUUGCCAAAUGUGUCAGAAACAGUGUCGAGACGAGAAUGGCUUCAAGUGUCACUGUAUGUCAGAGUCUCACCAGAGGCAGCUGCUGCUGGCUUCAGAGGACCCCAACCAGUUCAUGGACCUUUUCUCAGAUGAAUUCAGGACUGAUUUUCUGGAGCUUCUUCGUCGGCGGUUUGGCACUAAACGAGUGCACAACAACAUCAUCUACAACGAGUACAUCAGCAACAAAGAGCACGUCCACAUGAACUCCACACAGUGGGAAACACUCACAGACUUCACCAAGUGGCUGGGCAGAGAAGGCUACUGUAAAGUGGACGAGACGCCAAAGGGCUGGUACAUUCAGUACGUGGACCGCGACCCGGAGACCAUCCGCAAGCAGGAGGAGGCGGAGAAGAAGAGGAAGGCCGACCUGGACGACGAGGAGCGCAGCGCCAAGUUCAUCGAGGAGCAGGUCCGCCGGGGCCGAGAGGGCAAGGAGCCGGAGGAGGAACCAGUCUACACAGAAUUGGUUAGAGAGAGUGAGGAAGAAAAAGUGGCCUUCAACCUCAGCAAGGGAGCCUGUUCAGCAUCAGCUGGUCCAUCGAAAGGUCCAUCGCUGGCCGCCAAUGCCCUGAGAGCCUCCUCCUCCGCCUCCUCCUCCUCCUCGGCCAAGAGGAAAGACGCUCCUCACUCCUCCUCCGACUCCAGGGACAAGAAGAAGAAAUCAGCGCUGGACGAGAUCAUAGAGAUGGAGGAGCAGAAGAAAAAGAAGAUGGCGCCGGUGAAACUGGACUACUGGCUCCACACGGGCAUCGUGGUCAAGAUUGUCACCAAGAGACUGGGAGAGAAGUACUACAAGAAGAAAGGGGUCAUCAAGGAGGUGCAAGACAAAUACACAGCCUUUGUGAAGAUGGUCGAUACAGGGGACAAACUCAAACUGGACCAGACCCAUCUGGAAACUGUCAUCCCAGCGCCAGGGAAGAGGGUUCUAAUCGUGAACGGUCAUCACCGAGGCAUGGAGGCAGUUCUAGAGGGGAUCGAUGAGAAGAACUUUUCGGCAUCACUUACACUAGAAUCAGGCCAUAACAAGGGGAAGAGAGUGGAGGGCAUUCCAUAUGAAGAUUUCUCCAAGAUGGCGUAGCUGCUCCUAUCCCAUGAGCCCUUGGUAGUGCGAAGCGGUCCUCUACUGUGUCAGAACUACCCUCGCACAGGGCUAUUUCCUAUCAAGCAGCUGAUGCCCUCAACAACUCAGCAUCCUGGUCUGUCUGGGGGGAAAAUCCACAAUAGCUGGCACUAGAUUGGCCCAGGCUUGACCUGCAUCCAUCAGAGCUGUUGCUGAUUGGCUGGGACCGGUUUAGCUCCAUCACAAAUGAUCAUCACUUGGGUUAGGUUUGCGUCAAUUAAAGCCGAACCUGCUUGGUGAAGACCUUCACUUGAUUUUGUACACGUGUCUCUACCCCUUCUCUCAUCCAGGCUUGACCAGGACUAAGCCCUAGCAAACGUUUGUGUGUCUACCUUUCUGUUCUUACUAUGUGAUCUGUUUAGAGCUGGAGGCUAUGCAAGAGAUCUUUAAGGGGGAGUCGCUUACGGACCUAUUGCUUUGAUAAUUCAAUGUUUCCAUUAUGUACAGAUGUAUUUUGGCUUUAUUCCCCUGAUAAAUAUAUAAUACCAAGAGAUAAGACUCUGCCAUUAGGUGACCUACCACUUCUGUUACCCUAACUGAGCGAACACAGUGAAGUUAAUGUAACUCUGAUGUUAGGGCACUUGCCUCUCAGAAUACCUCUGGGGGUAUUUCAAGAACAUGGUUAAGUGAUGAACUUGAAUGUGUUAAACCUACAGGAAGAGGUAGACCUGCUAAUAGAUAUACCUGCAGGCAUCAUUUAGUUAAGGAAAUGAGGACUCCAGGCUCUUCUAUUACAUGAUUUACCACUACCUCAAGGUAUAACUUAACCUGGUUUACUAUGGAGCCAGAUUCUUGGAAUACCCCCCUGGCCUUAUUGCAUACCCACGGUUUACCUUUCCACAGUUGGUGUCUAUGUCUUGUAUAUAUGAUCUCUCUUGUUCUAAUGUUGUGUGACUGAAAGACUUGAACACACUUGAACAAAACAAGUUUUACGUUAUGUUUUUCCUCCUUCUGUUUAUUUUGUAUACUGUAAAUUUGAAAAGGAAAAAAAUGACUCCACAAAUAAAAUGACAUGUCAUGUUGAACAGCUAAACAAAGAAAUGCCCUUUUGUGUUACUUUUACCUUUUUUUCU